UCAGUGUAGAAACAGAAAGAACAAGAAUGAAGCAGACGAGACGGAGGCUUAAAUAACAUGAUUGGAGAGAGACGGAGACACAGAAGACACAAUGGAAAAACAAACUGAGAGACAGACCCAAAGACAUCAAAAGGCAAAUUGAAACAAAAUAAAUACAUUCAGGAAGAGAGUGAGCAGUUACAGGACUCAUCUUACCCAGAGGGGAGACCAAACCGUGAUGGACUAUGAACCCAAGAAAUCCAAGAAGAGCUUUGUCUCUCCUAUUAAGCGGCUUGUCUGGUCAAAAUCUGGUCGCAGGCAGCUGGAUCGAGGCAGCAUUUACCGGCGCCCGCUGCACACCGUCCCUCUUUACCCCCCCGAUUACCUCAUCCACCCUGAGAGGCUGAUCUUCGACUACAUCGAGAAGGAGGUCAAGUUCCUCGGUCACCUGACCUGGGUGUCGGUUUCACUGAACCCCUCGAGCCGAGACGAGCUGCUGCAACUCCUCGACACAGCCAGGCAGUUGAAGGUGCUGCCGUUGAAGACCAGCGUGGAUCAGGACUGUAUUCUGAGUCUGUCUGCGCGCUGUCUGCUGCUGACGUGGAGAGACAACGAGAAGCUGAUGGUGAGGAUUCCCACACAUGAGAUCGCUGCUGCCUCCUACCUGAGGGACGACGCGCUGCACCUGCUGGUCCUCAAGACAGGUCUGAACGUGGACACAGUGGUUGCUGGGGACGACAGCCUGGACAGGAAAAAGCCAACGGGCGUAGACAGCCGACGUCAAACCAUGAGCUCCAACGCGGACCCUCGACCUGCAGGGGGCACGAUGGAGCGACGGCACACAAUCUGUGGAGUCGACUGGAGGCCUUCAUUAUCCAGAAGUAACCACGACAAAAAUCCAAAUGUGGAGAGGGGGGGUGGAGGAGGUGGAGGAGAAAGAGGAGGAGGAGGAGGCAGUUUAGAGAGGAAGAGAGUGGGAGGUAGCUGGGAGAGGAGGCAGCAGACACGUAAAACAGGAGGGAGUUUAGAGAACCGCAGAGCAAGACCCAUGAGCGGGAGCUGGGGAGUGGGAGUAGGAGGUGGAGGUGGAGGUAGCUGGGAGAAAAGGCAUGGGGGAGGAGGAGGUGGGAGCUGGGAGAGGAGGGGAGGUGGUGCCGGGGGGAGCUGGGAGCGACGGCAGGCCUGCACAGGAAGCUGGGAAAGGGGGAAGAGCUAUGGCAGCUGGGAGAGGAGGAACCAUAACCCGCUGGAGCCGACGCCCUGCCCAGACGCCUACUGCAACCUGGUCAUCCUGGCCGUGGAGAACAGGGAAGCUGCAGAGGAGUACUGCUCUCUGAUCUGUCAGAUGUUCCAGAUCAUUUACGGCCAUCAGACCAUCGAGUGUGUGGACAGAGCCGGCUUUCAUCACACAGUGCCGGACCGAUACUGGCUGCAGAGGAGUGACAGCUGUCUCACUGACGUGUCCUACAGUUAUGAUCCAGAGUUUAGCUGCUGCAGCUCAUAUGAUGGUUCCCAGGAGGCCUUUGAGCCGUACUACAGUGAGACAUACAGUGAGAGCUCGUCUCUCUCGCUGCAGGACUCCCAUCGCAGUCUCGCUGAAGCCAGUGACGGAGGAGACACUAACCCCGCCCUGCUGCUGAUGCAGGAGUACAUGAUCACUCUGCGUAAUAAGCUGAGUCCUGUGGAGUUGCAGCACUUUGCGGUAUUGCUGAGAGAAUAUAGGCUGGGAUCAAACAUCGAUCACUUCUGCUCCGAGCUGCUACAACUUUACGGAGACAACCGCAAGUUCCUGCUGAUGGGCAUGCGUCCCUUCAUCCCAGACAAGGACGUCGGGGUGUUAGAGAGUUUCCUGGAGAGCAUCGGGAUCAGGGAGGGAGGCAUUUUAACCGACAGCUUCGGACGCAUCAAACGCAGCAUGAGCAACACGUCGGCUACGGCCAUGAGAGGCAUGUAUGAUAACGGCUCUCUGGCUUCAGGAUCUCAGGAAUUCAACCGACGCAUUACAGACAUGACCCACGACAUCCAGGCGCUCGGCUUCCAGGACACACACGCAGACAUCGAGGAGGAAGAUUACUACCUCUGAUGGAGGGAGACUCUGAUUCCCAGUCAAAUUCAGACCGUUUUCAAACUCUCUGCAAGAUCAGGGCAGCUCGUGUUCUCUAUUGAUAGGCAAUAAACUGUAAAUAUAAAUUG
Molecule: messenger RNA, 2172 nt
Organism: Trematomus bernacchii (emerald rockcod)
Lineage: Eukaryota; Metazoa; Chordata; Actinopteri; Perciformes; Nototheniidae
Gene: ccm2l
Product: CCM2 like scaffold protein
Exons: 12
Coding region: 218-2062 (614 amino acids)
Biological process (GO): heart morphogenesis
Source: RefSeq, a predicted model, not a curated record